Molecule: messenger RNA, 8085 nt
Organism: Poeciliopsis prolifica (blackstripe livebearer)
Lineage: Eukaryota; Metazoa; Chordata; Actinopteri; Cyprinodontiformes; Poeciliidae
Gene: map3k10
Product: mitogen-activated protein kinase kinase kinase 10
Exons: 11
Coding region: 1976-5272 (1098 amino acids)
Biological process (GO): positive regulation of apoptotic process; protein phosphorylation
Molecular function (GO): JUN kinase kinase kinase activity; protein binding; ATP binding
Source: RefSeq, a predicted model, not a curated record
UUGCUAAUUAUGUCAUUGUAUCAGCUGACGAAAUGAUGUAGGUCAAAAAGAAAGACCUUCUCAACUACAUUACCCAGAAUGCACCAGCACCGUUUCAUAUUAUUUUGCCAGGACCGCCUCCUCUUCCCGGGAUGAGGUGAACUGCAGAUUUGCACACGGCCGCAGACGGGAUGGCCAGAGAUGAAAAUGCACGCUGCGGCCAUCCGGAUGACUUGAAGAUCGAAAACAUCGGACGCGCUCGUUCUCGUGAACGCGCACGCCACUGCCCGGUGUGUUUGGAUGCAAAGUCAGCCCACAGACUGACAGCUCCGAGCUCGGGAGCGGAAUAGUGGAGUCUACGCCUUAUUUGGAGGACAAAACCCGCCGGGACACGGCGAAACGCUCCGGAAUAACAACAGCCACUAAGCUGCAAAUGCCGCUUUUAUUUAAUUCUGAAUUUAAUUGGGGUUUCGGAUCCUAAUGAAGACGCCCCUGCGACUGUUUCUGUGGAUGUUGCUGCCUUCAGUGUCCAGAUUAGGUUUCCGUGGACGCCGGGAUAAAAUAAAAUCAGAGGCGGAAGACGCGUCAUACACGAAUUAGAAUAUUUUUGUAUUAUUAUUAUUUAGAAAUAGGGACACGGCUACAGUGGACUCGGGUCCCCGCCAGCUCCAUGCAAAUCUUCGCUGACAACAUUUUCCACCUUGCUGAACCGAGCGACAGCCUCCGUCUCUGCUAAAGAAGACGUUCACACAGCCGAACAUGCAGCUCCUCCUCGAAACGUGAGCCAAUAAUGAUAAAUGUUUGUAUUUAUCGGUCCCCAGCGAAGAAGGACUUCUCCGAUGGAGCCCCGCAGCAGCAGAGGCGACUGAUGCAGGCCGCUGCGCACGCACGGAGGCAGGUUUGUUGCGCUCGCGCUUGCUCUGGAUGCUGAACAUGGUGCCACUUCGCUGCCCCGCGGCAGUCACUGAGUACCUGCUGCCACUCAGCCGUCGGCCCGGCUCUCUCAUCCCCGCUCAGCUGUAUUAAAAUGGACGAGGCCCUUUUGUCUGGAGCCUUUCAGGGAAGCGUAACCGGCUAACGAGGUGGCCAUGCGUGGAUAGGAUUUAGCCCCGCACCGGCUCGUGGAGAUGUAGGGCGAAGAUAUCCGCGGAUAUUUCCACGCGCGACGCAGAGGAGAAAGCGGCACACCACGUUCAUGGAGACGACUGGCGGGGGAGGUGCAUCGGCUGGAUGAGAAGUGAUGCAAACCCCUGUCCCUCCCUCCCCCCCCAACUCCUGCACAGAGGAUUUCACUCGGCUCAUGCACUUGCUUUGGCUGUUACUGAGAGCCUAAUAAUUCAUUUUCCUGACUGAAAUUAAUCUGACAGUCAGCUGUGGCUUCAUUGUCACGCCAGCAAGUGGUGAAGCCGCCUCCGAUCUCUCAGGGUUCAUUUUUAAUUGGCUGAAAUUAAGCAAACUAAAGCCAAGAACGAAAAUCUCCGAGGUCAUAAUUUAUUAUUAUUAUUAUUGCGUACGUUUCCUAAAACCUAGGAAUGAAUUUGUCACAGUUGUGCACAUCCUUCACUAAAUAUUUGCAUCCUCCAAUGCAAAACCACAGUGAUGGCAAUCAGUUUUUAUUAUAAGUAGCUAUGAAUACCUACCGUUUUCUAAUUUACCGAGAAUUUGUGUCAGCUUUCAAAAGAUUCAACAGUUCAUGCAAACAAUCCGUUUUCUAGGAAAUUCAGUCAUUGAGCUGCCCUGCUGAGUGUCAUUGUUUGACCUGAAGUACAUUACCCCUGUGUCACCCUACCUUUUGGCCAUACCUGCUACCUGCGUAUUGUGUUGCAACUCUACGAUUUGGCACAAGUUCAUAAAUGAGAUGCAGUGAGGGGGGAGAUCCCCUGACCUGGGCUCCUUCAGGCUGGUCGAGACCACUUCGUCUCAGUCCAUGGGCCUUGUGAAGGUUUCGUGCCUGAGUUGACACGGGCCCAAAGCUUCAAACAGCAGUGAGGCCGCCAUGAAUCCAUACGGAAGACCAAGCAGCACAGCGACCUCGGUGUCCUGCACCAGCUGCGGAGGCUGCUGCUCACCGCCUCCCCCUUGCCUCAUCCGCCCUGGGCCCCCGUCCUCUUCUACCUCCUCCUCGUCCAUGCCCCCGAGCAUGACCCCUCCACCACCGAUGUCCCCCGCCCCGUUCGUGCAGGUGGAGAACGGAACCAGCUGGAACUCCUCUACCGUCUCGUCCUCGGAUUCUCCAGAUUCUCAUCCUGGUCACCGAUGUGGGGUUAAGAACCCCAACCCUUACUGGACGGCGGUGUUUGAUUAUGAGGCCACAGCAGAUGAGGAAUUAACCCUGCGACGCGGUGACCUCCUCGAGGUUCUCUCCAAAGACUCCAAAGUGUCUGGGGACGAGGGGUGGUGGACAGGAAAGAUCCAGGACAAGGUGGGUAUCUUUCCGAGUAACUAUGUCACCAGAGGAGACGCUGCCAGUUACCAGCAGCUGAAGGUCGGGAGCCUGGUGGCAGUUCGGGUGAGUGAUUCCCCCUUGGAGAUUGACUUCUCAGAACUGACCCUGGAGGAGGUGAUAGGAGCCGGCGGGUUCGGGAAGGUGUACAAAGGAGUUUGGCGGAAAGAGGAGGUAGCUGUAAAGGCUGCCAGGCAGGAUCCAGAUGAGGAUAUUAGUGUCACAGCGGAGAGUGUGCGGCAGGAGGCCAGGCUGUUUUGGAUGCUUCGUCACCCCAACAUUAUUGCUCUCCGCGGAGUUUGCCUGAAGGAACCCAACCUCUGCUUGGUGAUGGAGUAUGCCAGAGGAGGGGCUUUGAACCGUGCACUGGCUGGGAAGAAUGUUCCCCCGAGGGUCUUGGUGAACUGGGCCGUGCAGAUUGCCACGGGCAUGGAUUACCUGCACAACCAGGCGUUUGUACCAAUCAUCCACAGAGACCUCAAGUCCAGCAAUAUCCUCAUCCUGCAGCCGGUGCAGCGGGACGACCUGAGUGGGAAAACCCUGAAGAUCACAGACUUCGGUCUGGCCAGAGAGUGGCACCAGACCACCAAGAUGAGUGCAGCGGGAACUUACGCCUGGAUGGCGCCGGAGGUCAUCAAGCAUUCUCUGUUCUCCAAGAGCAGCGACGUGUGGAGUUUUGGCGUGCUGCUGUGGGAGCUGCUGACCGGAGAAGUUCCUUACCGGGAGAUCGACGCUCUGGCGGUAGCUUACGGCGUCGCCAUGAACAAGCUGACACUCCCCAUCCCUUCAACCUGCCCUGAACCUUUUGUUGUGCUGCUGAGAGAGUGCUGGAGCUCCAACCCCCGCGCCAGGCCUUCCUUCACCAGCAUCCUGUGGCGCCUGCAGGCCAUCGAACAGUCCUCCAUGUUCCAGAUGCCUCCAGAGUCCUUCCACUCGCUGCAGGAGGACUGGAGGCUGGAGAUCCAGCAGAUGUUUGACGAGCUCCGGGCCAAGGAGAAGGAGCUGAGGUCGUGGGAGGAGGCGUUGGCCCGGGCGGCCGAGGAGCAGAAGGAGCAGGAGGAGCAGCUGAAGAGGAGGGAGCAGGAGCUGGCGGAGAGGGAGUUCGACAUCGUGGAGCGGGAGUUGAACAUCAUCAUCCACCAGAUGUACCAGGAGAAGCCCAGAGUGAAGAAGAGGAACGGCCACUUCAAGAAGAGCAGGCUGAAGCUGGGCAGGGACAGCAACUGCAUCAGUCUGCCCUCUGGUUUUGAGCACAAGAUCACAGUGCAGGCGUCCCCCAGCGUGGACAAGAGGAAGAACCAGGGCAGUGAGAGCACCACGCCGCCCGCCAGUCCGGGGGUCUUGCUCCGCCUGCGAGCCUUCAGACCUACCCCGAGCGAGGGCAGUAAAACGUGGGGCCGCUCCGCCGUGUGUAAUAACAAGGACCUGGCGGCCAAUAAGAAGAAAGGACGCACCUGGGGCCCGAGCUCCACCCACCAGAAGGAGCGGGUCGGAGGAGAGGACAAGCUGAAAUCCCUCAGUGAGGGUAAGGUUUACUCAUCCAGCGCACCAAACCUGGGGAAGUCCCCCAAACACGCUCCCACGAAGCCCGGCUUCUCCAGCCUCAAAGAGAUGGAGGAGUGCUCCGAGUUCGAGGAGUCGCCGGGGUCCUUGCUGCCGUCAGAGACCAGCAGCAACGGGGCCACGGACGACUGGGGCGGCUUGGGCCCCAACGCGGCGCCUCCGGUCGGCGGCGCGGGCCUCUGCCCGGCGUCCGGAGGCCUGUGGAUGGGUGUCAGCAACCAGGACUCGGCUCGCCGCUGCAACCAGAGGAAGAAGAGCGACAUGUUGAUGCUGGGCUGCGCUUCUCUGCUGGCCUCUGUUGGUCUGGGGCAGGACCUCCUGCAGCUGGGCAAGCAGCAGAUGCUUCAGGACGAGCAGGACCGAGAGGAGCAGCGGAAGAAGAAGGAGGGUCUCUUCCAGCGGACGGGCCGUUUCCGCCGCAGCACCUCCCCGCCCAGCAGAAACCUCUCGCUGACGCUCUCCAGACACCACGACUCCGGGCUCGCCUGCAUGGACCCGUCCCCCUCCGUCACACUCCUGUCUCUGUCCUCCCUGUCUGACUGCAACUCCACCAAGUCCCUCCUUCCCUCGGACUCAGACGACUACCCUCUGACCCCGUCGGCGGGCGUCAAGACGCCCUCGGCGGCGGCGGCGGCGGCGGCGGCGUCUCCGGCUCCCGCCCUCAAUCCGCUCCUGGACUUGCGGGCGGAGAGCUUCAAGAAGGAGCCCAACCAGUCGCUGACGCCGACCCACGUGUCGGCAGCGAUGGCUCUCAACAGAGGACACAGACGGACGCCGUCGGACAGCGCCAUCCGACCCCGAGCGCAGACUCUGGGACACCGCAGGACUCCGUCUGACGGCAGCAUGCCGAUGCCUCCUCAUCCCGUCAACGCGGCAUCUAAAGGAACUCCAGACCGGCUGGACAUCCCUCGCCUCCCGGACCCGUCCAUGGUCCACCCCCACGUCCCCCACCGCCGUAAAGCCCCUCCCCCCCCGGUCCCCAGCCCGACCCCGCCCUUCCUCAUCAGCCCCCUGGAGAGACCCAAGACCCUGGAGUUCGCCCCGCGACCGCGGCCCACCCCGGCCCGGAUCAGGCCCGACCACAGGAAGCUGGGCUCCGUGUGCCGGACCCUGAGCUCGUCGCCGGGCAGCAGCUGCGACAGCCCCCUGGGCUCCGGGGACAGCAGCGCCGGCGCCACGCGGCCCAACCUGAUGGACAUGGACAUGGAGGGCCAGAAUCUGGACCCGACCGUUCCCCUUUGCGGACAGCUGCAGCCGGCCGCUCUGUGCGAACAGCAGUACUUGUAGUGACACGUUUUGAGGCUUCUGGGGCUCGGAAGUAAAUCCCACUUCUGAAGAUGUGGCACCGCUUGGUAACAGUCGCUCGUCUCCUGAAAUGGCGCGAACCCUUCCAGCGUUCCUCGGCCUCUGCUCUGCGUGACGCCGAGGGCCCAGAGGCCUCUGAGAGCCCGGUACUGAUCUCGUCCAGCCAAAUGUCUUUCCAAAGCCAUCAAAGCGUCUAAAAAAGCCACUUUUUAAAGGUACCAACGGUCAUCUCAGUCCGCCUCCGAGUGCUGUUUCCUGUCUGUGUAUCUACGCAUUUCCAUUCUCUUCAUUCCUGUCCGCCGCCUGAACAAGACCAGGAAAACAUCGCCUCAUGUUCGUCGUCGUAGUCCAGAGCAUGUUCGUUCUUCUUCUGCAUGGUGGUCUUCAUCCUCAUCUCUCCAAACGUGAAAGGGGGAAAAAAAACCUUAGUGGACUGGUAACAUGUGCAUUGAAAAAAGUCUAUUUCCUCCACCUUUUCGCAGUCGGGAGAUUGUUUAUCAUUGAUUUAAACAUCCCGGUCUGCUUCUUCUGCCUCAAAGUCCAGACUGGCUGAUGUCAUCCAGAGCUGGCCACGCUUACUGGAACCCCUGGUGAAGAUGAUGAAGAUAAAGUUGAUAAAACAGUAAAUUCAUCUUUUCCUGCAGCAGCAUAGCUAUGUAAAGAAAUAAUUGUACUUUUAGAAAAUCACAACUGUUAGAACCAGUUGAAAAAUUAACAGCACUAGGAAAAAUGAAGAGCCCACUUCACUGAACCCAUUGAACACCUCCUGGUUAUUCCACCGAAUAUUGAUUUCUGAACUCUUCCCGAGUUAAAACAUUGGUGUUAUUGUUCAUAAAUGAGCAUGAGCUUGUUUUCUUUGCAGUAUUUGAAGUCUGAAAGCGCUGCGUCUCUUUUGUUAUUUUCUGCAAAUAUUUUUAUUUGGCGUUUCAUAUAUAUAUAUAUAAAAGCUGCUGCUGUAGCAUUUUUGCCAGGGGGAUCUGCAAACGUCGCCAGUUCUUUUCCCACCGCAUGCCGUCUCUCUCUGGGCUGCUCCACUCAUUCCUCCUCUGUCCGUCGGCAGCAUCGAUCCCACUCAUCCCAGCGAUGCAGAACCGAAAACGCACACAGACCCCCCCACCCCCUCCCACCUCCGGUUCCAGCAUCAGCCUCCCGCUCCUCUGACGUCGGCGGCACUUUAGGAGAAACUCUUUGCAGCUCGUCGGUGGAAUCAAACCGACGGCGGUUGCUUUGGUGCGCCGGGCGGUUUAUGGGCUGCAGACAGUAUUUACUCGGUAUUUAUUUCUGUAGGUGAAUACUGUGCGUGUGUUUGCGUGCGAGAGUGGAUCCGUGCGACUGGUUUUCUCGGGAUCGAUGACAAUCCCUUUGCUACAAGAGUGAGCCCAAACUCAUUCUCCCUCUGUGCGGUUAAGAACACCGAGUAUUUAUUAAAACUGUUGUUACUGUGGGAAAGAAGUGAUUAUUAUUAUUACUAUUAUUAUGAUUUCAGUACUCUUCCUAGGUGAUAUUUGUACAUACUUGUUAAUAGGGGAAGAAGAAACCCAUAAAAAAGAAAAAAACAACCUGGGAAUCUUUGAACGUUUGUGUUGUCUUCUGUCUCUGCCUGUGAGGAAUCUGUGUGGAAUAUGACGGAUGAGAGGUGAAUAAAAUAACAAAAACGACACAAGCAAAGACAUUUGUGGAGAUUUUGUCACGUUGUUUUAUAUCUCAGUAAAAGCACACAGGAAUCAAAUGAUGUCAUAAACCAUUCCUUUGUAUCUAAGGUGCACGUUCCUUUAGUUUACUCUUUAUACAGAGGAAAUAUUUCCUUAUAUUUCCCUUAAAAGAGCCAGAAGUCACUCACAUUGAUGCGAAAUAUGAAAACGCAUGAAACGUUCACAAAUGUUUAUUUUUAAUUCAUUGAUUCAAUGUAAACACCGACAGUUAGCUUUCACCUCAUCCUCUGUUCAAACACCCCCAAAUUUGCUUUUCACAACUUUAUUUAUUUUAAAAAAUGAUGGCAACACUGUAUUUGAAGAGAUGUGCAUAAUCCUGACAUGACACUGUCAUAAACAUAACACCUGCUGUGCACAUGAAGGAGUCCGUAUGAAUGUAAAUAACGGCGCUUUUAAUGCAACGUUGCUUUAAAAGUCCAUUGGAAGUGUCAACAUUGCGGUAAAAGUGCUAUUAUUUACAGAAUGAUGCAAAGUCAACAAUGUUGUUGGACUUUUAAUGCAACUUUUCAUUUAAAAAAAAUGCAAUGAUUUACCGAAUGACACUUCAUGAGUCAUAAAUAUUCACUAAGACUCCGUCGUGUUUAGAACAGUGUCAUGUCAGUCUUAUGAGUCUAAAGUUCAGAUAAAGUGCUACCAAAAAUGCUUUUAAAAGGCAGUUAAAGUCCAAAUAAAUCCUCUUUAAGUGCCUGAAAAUAAACUUGAGACGGUUUUAAAGGAAAGUCCGGUUCGUUAGGAGAAGAGUGUGGAGAAAAACUAGAAACACACAUCAUUAUUCUGCUCCAAAUGCCUAAACAUGAAUUAUUCAGCAUCAGUGUUUAGUAAGCAUGUUUUCCUCCUGCCAAAACCUUAUGUCACCAGACAAAGACGCUUGCAGUAACAGCCGCGCUCCACCAGGUGUCACCACUGCGCGCUAUGAUGUCAUGUCUUUCCCGAGUCCGCUGUUUCUCUCCACGUCACGCAUUCCUGUAGCGACUCCCUGAUCCUGCAGCCAUAAACACACCUGGACACACACACACACACCCUCGCUCUCUCUCUCUCUUUCUCUCUCUCUCUCUCUCUCUCUCUCUCUCUCUCUCUCUCUCU